UGGUAGGUGCUUUCCUCCCCAGUCUGAAUAUGAGUGCGCAGACUUCCCCAGCAGAGAAGGGCCUCAACCCUGGGCUGUUGUGCCAGGAGAGUUACACCUGCAGCGGGACUGAUGAAGCCGUCCGGUGUGACGAGUGCUGCAGCCUGCAGUGUCUCCGCUGCGAGGAGGAGCUCCAGCGGCAGGAGCGCCUGAGAAACCAUGAGCGGAUCAGACUCAAAGCUGGCCACGUCCCUUACUGUGACCCCUGCAAGGGCCCCAGUGGGCGUUCUCCAGGUGUGAAGCAGACGGCAGACGUGAGGUGCCGGACCUGUAAACUCAACUUGUGCCUGGAGUACCAGAGGACUCAUUCUGGGGGUAACAGAAGGAGGCACCCUGUUACGGUGUACCAUGUGGCUAAGGUCCAGGCGCUGCUGGAGGAAGAAGGGAUGGAUGAGGACACCAAGACGAAGAAGAUGACUGAGAAGGUUGUGAGUUUCGUCCUAGUAGAUGAGAAUGAAGGAAUUCAGGUAACGAAUGAAGAGGACUUUAUUAGGAAAUUGGAUGCAAAUCAUCAGCAUCUGAAAGUGGUUUCCAUUUUUGGAAAUACUGGGGAUGAGAAGGCUCAUACCCUCAACCACACUUUCUUUUGUGGCCGGGAAGUCUUCAAAGCCUCCCCUGCCCAGGAGUCCUGCACUGUUGGAGUGUGGGCGGCAUAUGAUCCAGUCCACAAAGUAGCAGUGAUAGACACAGAAGGGCUCUUGUGGGCUACAGAGAAUCUAAGCCAGAGAACACGGCUGCUGCUUAAGGUCCUGGCCAUUUCAGACCUCGUCAUCUAUCGAACUCAUGCAGACCGACUGCACAAUGACCUCUUCAAGUUCCUUGGGGACGCCUCAGAAGCUUAUCUGAAGCACUUCACCAAGGAGCUCAAGGCUACCACUGCCCGCUGUGGCCUGGAUGCCCCCCUGUCCACCCUGGGCCCUGCUGUUAUCGUUUUCCACGAGACUGUGCACACUCAGCUGCUAGACUCUAAUCACCCCUCCGAGGUGCCUGAGAAGCUCAUCCAGGACCGGUUCCGGAAGCUGGGCCGCUUCCCUGAAGCCUUCAGUUCUAUUCGUUACAAGGGAACGAGGACAUACAAUCCUCCCACGGACUUUUCUGGUCUUCGGCGUGCUUUGGAGCAACAACUAGAGAAUAACAACACCCGUUCUCCCCGGCACCCGGGGAUCAUGUUCAAAGCUCUGAAGGCCCUCAGCGACCGCUUCAGCGGUGAGCUCCCCGAUGACGAGAUGGCACACAGCUCCCUUUUUCCAGAUGAGUACUUCACCUGCUCCGUCCUGUGCCUCAGCUGUGGGGCUGGAUGUAAGAACAGCAUGAAUCACGGGAAAGAAGGAGUACCUCGUGAAGCCAAAAGCCGCUGCAGAUACUCUCACCAGUAUGACAACCGGGUUUUUACCUGCAAGGCCUGCUACGAGAGAGGCAAUGAAGUCAGCGUGGUGCCCAAGACGGCUGCUUCAACCGACUCCCCCUGGAUGGGUCUCACAAAAUAUGCCUGGUCUGGGUACGUAAUCGAAUGUCCCAACUGCGGCGUGGUCUAUCGUAGCCGGCAGUACUGGUUUGGGAACCAAUAUCCUGUGGACACAGUGGUGCAGACAGAGACUGUGCAUGUGUGGCCUGGAACUGAUGGAUUUCUGAAGGACAACAACAAUGCUGCCCAGCGCCUCUUGGAUGGGAUGAACUUCAUGGCUCAGUCGGUGUCUGAGCUUAGCCUUGGGCCCACCAAGGUUGUGACAUCCUGGCUGACAGACCAGAUCGCCCCUGCCUACUGGAGGCCCAACUCCCAGAUCCUGAGCUGCAACAAGUGUGCUACACCCUUUAAAGAUAAUGACACCAAGCAUCACUGCCGGGCCUGGGGGGAGGGCUUCUGUGACAGCUGUUCACCCACGACCCGGCCAGCGCUGGAGCGGGGCUGGGGCCCUGCGCCCGUGCGGGUGUGUGACAACUGCUAUGAAGCCAGGAAUUCCCAGUUAGAAGUUACUGAGGCACAGGUGGAUGAUGAGGGCGGGACGCUGAUUGUUCGGAAGGUGGGCAAGUCCGUGCAGAACACUUCGGGAGCUGUGGUGACGGCCAAUGACAUGCCACUAGGUUUGGUGAAGGAUGCGGCCAGGCCGGUGUACUGGGUACCAGACCAUGAGAUCCUGCACUACCACAACUGCCGGAAGGGGUUCAGCGUCAAGCUUUCCAAGUACCACUGCUGGGCCUGCAGACAGGGCUUCUGUGAUGAGUGUUCCCAUGACCACUGGGCUGUCCCCUCUUGA
This is a messenger RNA of Lagenorhynchus albirostris (white-beaked dolphin), 2294 nucleotides long. RefSeq names its product zinc finger FYVE domain-containing protein 1-like. The record is from RefSeq and is a predicted model, not a curated record. NCBI's taxonomy places the organism in Eukaryota, Metazoa, Chordata, Mammalia, Artiodactyla, Delphinidae. Gene Ontology annotation, molecular function: metal ion binding.